AUGGGUUUGGACACUGUUGGGUCUUCUAGAGGCCCAAGGAUAGAGGACCUGGAGAAGACGUGUACUGAAUUAGAUGGUCCGAAGCUCAAGGGAGGGCUUCAGGGGCAGCUGGAGAAGUGUUUCAGUGCUCAGGACAUGCUAAAGCCGUAUCAGCAGAAGGCUGAGCCUGUGUUUUACUCCUUUGAUUUCAGGUCCCGGCCUGUGAUUAAUAUUCAGAAAACGGUCACCGUGACACCAAGCACGAUUGACCUCCGCCAGAAAACAUUCUGUGGGGCGCCCAGCGGGAUAUGCCUCAAGGUGAAGGCCUGUUUUGAAUACACUGCCAAACCCACAGGUUACAAUCCUUCGAUAACCAUUUUGGGCACACUCGAGGCUGAAAAGGAGAGAAGGAAAUCUGGGCUGUCAUCAAGAGUUCUCUUUCGAAACCAAGGCUCUGAGCCCAAGUAUACGCAAGAGCUAAGUCUGACCAGGCAGAAGCAGAAGGAGUGCAUAGAGGAGACCCUCUGGCUCCAGGAAAAUAUCCGAGAUAAACUGCGUCCCAUUCCCGUAACUGCUUCCGUAGAGAUCCAAGAGCCAAACACGCGGAGGAGAGUGAACUCACUUCCAGAGAUUCUUCCCAUUCUGAAUUCAAACGAACCCAAGACAGUUCAGAGAGAUGUGCACUUCUUAAAAGAGGGAUGUGGAGACGACAAUGUAUGUAACAGCAACCUUAAACUAGAAUAUAAAUUUUGUACCCGAGAAGGAAAUCAAGACAAGUUUUCUUACUUACCAGUUCGGAAAGGUGUACCAGAACUAGUUCUGAAAGACCAGAAGGACAUUGCUUUAGAAAUAACAGUGACCAACGGCCCUUCCGAUCCAAGGGCGCCCGCGAAAGACGGAGAUGAUGCUCACGAGGCCAAGCUCGUGGCAGCUUUUCCCGACACUCUCACUUACUCGGCGUACCGAGAACUGCGGGCCUUCCCCGAGAAGCAGCUGAGUUGUGUUGCCAAUCAGAACGGCUCGCAAGCGGACUGUGAGCUUGGAAAUCCUUUCAAAAGAAAUUCCAGUGUGACUUUUUAUUUGAUUUUAAGUACAACUGAGGUCACCUUUGACACCACAGAUCUGGAUAUUAAUAUGAAGUUGGAAACAACAAGCAAUCAAGAUAAUUUGGCUUCAAUUACAGCUACAGCGAAAGUGGUUAUUGAACUGCUUUUAUCGGUCUCUGGAGUUGCUAAACCUUCCCAGGUGUAUUUUGGAGGUACAGUUGUUGGUGAGCAAGCUAUGAAAUCUGAAGAUGAGGUGGGAAGUUUAAUAGAGUAUGAGUUCAGGGUAAUUAACUUGGGUAAACCUCUUAAAAACCUUGGCACAGCAACCUUGAAUAUCCAGUGGCCAAAAGAAAUUAGCAACGGCAAAUGGUUGCUUUAUUUGGUGAAAGUAGAAUCCAAAGGAUUGGAAAACAUAGCUUGUGAGCCACGAAGUGAAAUAAACUUCCUGAACCUAAAGGAGUCUCACAGCUCAAGAAGGAAACGGGAAAUUGCUGAAAAACAGAUAGAUGAGAGCGGAAAAUUUUCUUUAUUUGCUGAAAGAAAAUAUCAGACUCUUAACUGCAGCAUGAACGUGAACUGCGUGAACAUAAGCUGCCCGCUGCGAGGGCUGGACAGCAAGGCCUCUGUCGUUCUGCGCUCGAGGUUAUGGAACAGCACGUUUCUAGAGGAAUAUUCCAAAAUGAACUACUUGGACAUUCUCACGCGGGCUUCCAUUGAUGUAGCCGCCGCAGCCGAGAACAUCAAGCUGCCAAACGCAGGCACUCAGAUUCGUGUGACUGUGUUUCCCUCAAAGACCAUAGCUCAGUAUUCAGGAGUACCUUGGUGGAUCAUCUUAGUGGCUAUACUCGCUGGGAUUUUGAUGCUUGCUCUCUUAGUGUUUUUACUAUGGAAGUGCGGAUUCUUUAAACGCUCUAGGUACGACGAUAGCGUUCCCCGCUACCAUGCUGUGAGGAUCCGGAAGGAAGAGCGGGAGAUCAAAGAUGAAAAAUACAUCGAUAACCUUGAAAAAAAACAGUGGAUCACAAGGUGGAAUGAAAAUGAAAGCUACUCCUAAAAGGGGCCCAGAAAAGCUUCACAGCACCCAAACUGCUUUUCCCCCACUAACUCAGAAGUCUAAGUGGACUUACAAGCCUGCUCCAUACCUGAAUAUUACUUUCAGACAGACUACGCACGGUCCGAACUUACAGCUUUCACCGUGGAUGCUGUCGUGUAGCCUGAGGCUCCCUGGGCUUGCACAGCCGCAUUUAAGACUGUUGGAGUGGAGUCUGCUUUAACUGCCUUCAUUUAACUUUCCGGGUUGCCUUUGUUUUUGGUGUGGCUGCUUGGCAUGUGCCAGGGCCGGCCGUCCUCAGUGGCUCAGCCUCUGCACCCCUUCUUCCCCUAGGCCCCGGGCCGUCGGGGUGGCUGCAUUUCAGUGCCGAGUGCUCUCUGAAGUGAAAUGUGCAAUAGGUGAUGUGGCCAUCCUGCCGUCUUUUCCCAGAUGUGUGAAUCCUCCUCACACCACACAACAUCCUGGUCUCACCCUUCCUGUUCACUAAAACACACGGCUGCAACAGACUUGAAUGCUAGGUAUACUUACUUGUAUAUGGUAUUUAUUUUUUUCUUUUUUACAAACCAUUUUGUUAUUGACAGGCCAAAGAUUCUACAGUUUACCCUUCCAGUUGGAUUAAACAAUCAGAAUGUGGUUUGAAUUUAGUGCACACACACAAAAAAAUCCUUUAUAAGUUAUUACAUCUCCCUUCAUGACAGCCCUCACCCCGUUUCUCCAGACCCAGACUGUUUCAGAAAUAGGAUUUAACUGUAAGAUGUUUAAUUCUUAUCAGACAGUGCAUAUUUUUGAGUUUAGAGCCCUGUGUGAGAUCUGCAUAUUUUGUGCUGUAACUUUCAGGAUCUCUCAGAAAUGAGGGGUUGGUUUGUUGAACUUUGGCACAGUGUAGGCCCUGCUGCAAAUACUGAAAGGGCUGGUGCCUACGGUGGGUCCAAAUGGAUCCAGCGUGAGACUACUGAGUAUCUGAUACCAGAAGUCAGAACAUCAUGGCUUUUACGUUUUUAAAUGUUACUGGAAUCAUUUAAUCAGUGAGUCAGUGUUCUGGUUUUUGCUUUGUUUCCUCCUACGCUAUAUUCCCCAAAAUUACUUUGGGACUGCGCUACCAUUUUAAAUGUAAAAAUUAAGUGGCAGAGGAGGAAAACAUUUCUACACAUUCAAGAGACAUUGAAUAGAUAGGAAAUCUGAAUUUUUAAAAAUUUACUUCAAAAUGUUAUAUGGGGCAUAACAGCAAACAGGUGCUAAUUUGUUUGGAUCUUUUCAGGACAAAAUACAACUGUAUGUGCCAUUGUUGCUUCGGAGCUUGGUUUGUUUUCUUUUCAGAAAUCGUAUGCCCUUAAGAUACUAAGGACAUUAUUCUCAUUGUACCUUGGAAUUUUCAUUCACUAAGAUAGUUUUACAAACGAUACUUUGUUUACAAAAAUUUCUCUAAAACAGGUCAUACCAGUGUUGACAUCUCCGUGUCUUGCUUAGGUAGGUAACUUGUAACCGAAUGCACAGGCUUUAUGGGUUGCCAAGCAGCUGAUAUUUUGAAAGUGUGUAUAGACCUUUGUUGUAAAAAAAAAAGAGUCCUAAAAGGGAGGGAGGAGGUGGAGGUCUGGUUCAACAACAAAGAAUGUAAUGGUGUUUGUUAAAAACGUCAUCUCAAGUCAAGUCACUGGUCUGUUUGCAUUUGAUACAUUUUAAUACUAACUAGCACUGUAAAAUUAUGAUUAGAAAAUACCUGUGGAUAUUUGUAUAAAAGUGUGAAAUAAAUUUUUUAUGCAAGUGUUCUUUGCUUAGUAACACAACAUAUGUGAAACAAACUCUAAAAUUAUAAAAAACCUGAAUUGCUUUUUUUAUUUUAUGGAGCCAAACUCAAGUUUGUGAUAUUUUCUGUGAUUGAGGGUUUUUUUUUUUUCCCUUUGGGCUCUAUUGCACAGUUGAUGUCAAAAGAAAAUGAUCUUAAAGAUGGUUUUAUUCAAGAUACCUACAAACUGGGAGAUGUCAUUUAGCAAUGAUACCAUGGCGUGAAGAGUAACAGUUCUUAUGGCAAAGUUGCUUUCUUCUGAGAAGAUAUUUUAGAUGUGAGCGCAGUUCGGCUGUGACAUUAUAUUGAUCGCCAAAGACUGAUUUGGCAGAACUGACUGGCCUGAAAAUAUUUUCUUCACCAAAGGAUUUUGUUUAGAUUUAAGCAAUUUUAUGAGCUUUCUCUAGCUGGAUUAUCACAAUCUAAUAACUGAAAAUAAGGCAUGUAUAUAGAGCUCACAUAAUAUAGCAUGCCCUAUCUUGAAUAAAUUUCCAAUGCAAAAUGUC
Messenger RNA from Leptonychotes weddellii (Weddell seal), 4365 nucleotides. The record is from RefSeq and is a predicted model, not a curated record. Lineage: Eukaryota; Metazoa; Chordata; Mammalia; Carnivora; Phocidae.